Molecule: messenger RNA, 881 nt
Organism: Chlorella variabilis
Lineage: Eukaryota; Viridiplantae; Chlorophyta; Trebouxiophyceae; Chlorellales; Chlorellaceae
Exons: 7
Biological process (GO): protein dephosphorylation
Cellular component (GO): protein phosphatase type 2A complex
Molecular function (GO): protein phosphatase regulator activity
Source: RefSeq, a predicted model, not a curated record
AUGAAGAUAGCCACCACCCCCUCAGCCGGGAUGAUGCAGGCGGGGUUGCAGGCCAGCGCCAGCAAGCUGAAGCUGGACAGCCUGUUCCUGCAGUGGUUCUCGAUGCCCGACACGCAACGAUUGGUGCUGGAGCUGCUGGAUGAUGUGAAGCAUGGGCGGCGGACAGCGCUGGCGGCCGGCUCCCGCAAGAAUGGCUCCCCUUCAAACCAGCCGCCGCUGUCCCCUAGAAAAGUGGGAGUGCCGCAGUCGCCUGUGUCUCCCACAUACAAGCCCGUGCCGCCACUCAGGCUACCGCCGUCCCCGCAGCUGCUCACCAUCCCUCAGUUCUACUUCCCCCAGCUGGGGCCGCAGCCCGAGGCGCAGCGGGCGAUGGAGGGGCGGCUGGUAGGGCUGCUGUCGGCGCAGCCGCAGGGGCUGGCCGUUGACGACCUGAAGCGCAUGCUGCAGCAGAUCCUCGACCUCCCCUCCUCCCUGGCCUACCCGCUGUUCCACAAGCUGGCGGGGAAGGGCGAGGAGCGGGUGGCACCUGCGGCGCUCAUGCAGUGGGCCUCCUCCCACAACCUGUGUGGCGCACCGGAGCUGCGCCGCGCCUUUGACAUCCUGCGCCAGGACCACGCCGGUGCGGUGGUGCCCGAGGACCUGCGCCCGCUGCUGGCUGGCAUCCUGCUGAGCCACCCGGGGCUUGAGUUCCUGCAGGAGGCGCCUGAGUUCCAGGAGAGGUACGCCGAGACGGUCAUCCACCGCCUCUUCUACCACAACAACCGACUGGGGGACGGCCGCAUCUCGUGGCGAGAGUUCCGCAGGCGAGCGCCGCGCGCCAAGGCCGGCCGGCCGAUGCGGCGCCCAUGCGGCUGUGGCGAGGGGCGCGCGGGCGUUGGAUG